CUGGCUCUUACUCUCUUCGGUCAAGAUAAAUUGAAAGAAGCCGAGAAUCUACAGCGAGAUCUGUUGGCCCGAAUGAUUGCCAGAAACCAUCCGCUAGAUGACGCAAGGCUCGAUAUAAUGGACGACCUCGCUUUUACGUUGGAAUGCGAAAAGAAGCUUUAUGAAGCUGAGAAGCUACAACUAGAAGUCAGGAAGGGUCGAGCAGAUGUACUUGGCCCAGUACAUGAAAAGACCACAUCCUCACGAAAGCGUCUAGCAGCCAUUUUCAGGGCGCAGGGAAGAAACUCAGAGGCUGAGAGCGAGUACAAAGCAAUCAUAGACGCAUGCGAGCAGAGACUUGGACUGUACCACAUUCAGACUCUUAAAGAAGCCAAGGCAUUGGCA
Molecule: messenger RNA, 384 nt
Organism: Fusarium oxysporum Fo47
Lineage: Eukaryota; Fungi; Ascomycota; Sordariomycetes; Hypocreales; Nectriaceae
Exons: 1
Molecular function (GO): protein binding
Source: RefSeq, a predicted model, not a curated record